Molecule: messenger RNA, 420 nt
Organism: Chrysochloris asiatica (Cape golden mole)
Lineage: Eukaryota; Metazoa; Chordata; Mammalia; Afrosoricida; Chrysochloridae
Gene: MS4A5
Product: membrane-spanning 4-domains, subfamily A, member 5
Exons: 4
Coding region: 1-420 (139 amino acids)
Biological process (GO): cell surface receptor signaling pathway
Cellular component (GO): plasma membrane
Source: RefSeq, a predicted model, not a curated record
AUGGCUUCAAGCACCACACACAGUCCCAUGCUUCUGGUGUUUCCUCCAGAGCUCGCUAUUUCUAAAUUGCAACAAACGGGCCUAAUAGCCACACCCUAUGUGCCUAGAAAUGUCUUUUCAAAAAUACUUGCUUCAAACCUGAAAAUAUUUGGGGCUAUCCAGAUCCUGUUUGGAUUGAUGAUCUUUUCUUUUGGAAUCAUCAUGUUUUUCACCUUAGUAGAACCAUACCCACGGUUUCCCUUUAUAUUUAUUUCAGGAUAUCCAUUCUGGGGUUCAAUGUUGUUUGUUAAUUCCGGGGCCUUCUUAAUUGUACUGAAAAGAAAACCCACAGAAAAACUGGGAACUUUGACUAUGCUGAUGACCAUCACUGCUGUAGAAUUACUCAUUGCUCUAUCUUUCUUAAUCUUUGCGGGCCGGUAA